AUGCCCUCGGCGACGUGGCUCACGCGGUCUUAUUGGGACGCCCUGUCACCAAUCCGGCAGCUCGAGCGCGCGUCCUCGUCGUACAGCGGGCGCGCACACGGCGCCAACACCUCCUCCUCGACGACCGCGCCUCGAGGCUAUCAGCCGCCCCGCUCCGCCACUCCCCGCGACUCGCCAGCACCCGCCGAGCCCCCUGUGCCCGUUCGGAGGCACGUGGGAAUCGUGCGAUCGCACGAGCGCCCGAGCGCGUCGAACGCGCGGCCCUCGGCGCUCGAUCGUCGCGCCGACUCUCACCGCGACCCCCGUCUUCCACCUCUCUCGCCCUCAGUCGACCACUCGUCCCGCCGACCGGGCUGCGAGGAUGCGCAAAGGUUCCGCGCUCCUCGCAGCCAACCGGCCCCGGCUCACUCCGCGAGCGAAAACCACCGCGUGCGCUCGCGACGCGAAGACGGCCGACCCGCCCGCAGCGCGAUGCACAACGGGACGGCUCAAGUCCACACGCAAAAGGACACCCCGAGCCGUCAAACGCGAGCGCCGCGCGGCGCGAGCACGAACAACCACGGAGACUCGCAGGGGGAGCUCGUGGGAGGAUCGCUAGCCAGGCAAACGGCCGAGUGGGGACGAGGUCGAGCGAGCAGGGAUGUUCCGGUGAGCACGCCCAGUCAUCAGCCCUUGGGGCUCCAUCCUGCGCCCCAUCCGCGCGCGCACACUCUCCCGCUCGACUCUCCACCACUCUCGCUCCCUGGCCGCCCCGCGACGCGUCAACCCGCCCCGGCAUGCGGCCGUCAAGACCGCUACGAGGGUGAGCGAUACCGCGCCCUUCGUAGCGAUGGGGCUGCCGCGAGUGAAGACCAUCGCGCCGGCGAGCGCGCUCGACGCGAAGACGACCAUCGCGCCGGCGAGCGCGCUCGACGCGAAGACGACCGAACCGCCCGCAGCGCGACGCGCAACGCGCCGGUCCACGCCCACGCGCAACGCGACGCGCCGCCGACACGAGCGGUCUCGCCGCACCCGUACGGGCAAGCCCCAACGCGCACGCACCACACGCGCGAGGCCCAGGAUGAGGAACCGCCCGCCCGCGCCCUCUCGCCUCGCUCGCGCGGGCGAGCCGUCGUGCGCGCACACCACGAGCGCGAGGCGCAGGCCGCCGCUGCGGCUUGGAGGGCCCAUCAAGCGCAGUACUCGACGGAGCGCAGGCCCGCCGCGCAAACGGCGCCCACGAACAGCGCGCCCGGCGCACGCAAGACGGCCUCGCAGGACGCGUCGAUGCGCGCGUGGACGACUCACCGCGAAGGAAGGGGCAGGGAGGUUAGCAGAGAGGAGUGGAGAGUCAGCACGACUCUGGUGAGUGCUCCAGCCCUUCACCUUCCACCGUCCUCUCCACCGCCCUCGCCCUUGCCCGUGCCAGUACAUGCCGCGGUUCUGCGUGCCAAGCUCGCUCCUCCCUCUACCCUGCGCGUGCAUCGUGCGCUAGCCCCCUCUCCCGUCGUCCUCGCACCCCCGGAACGCCCUCGUUGGCCGCCGUCUCCUGCACGCUCGCCAUCGCGCGUGCGCUCCGCGGCUCCGCCCGUUGCCCUCGCUCCACUCGACGCACCAUCGCCCAGGCUUCCAGCGCAUCGUGCUCGCGUCUCACCCGCUGACUCGUCCCCGACCUACGGCCUUGCGCCCGCGUCCGCUCCGUACGCGCGCCCUCUCGUGCUCGACGCUCCGUCGCCCGAGGUUCCGCCCACCGCCGGCGCACUCUCGCCGCGCUCGCACGCGCGAGUCGUCGUACGCGCGCACCACGAGCGCGAAGCGCAGGCUGCGGAAGCUGCGUGGAGGGCACAUCAGGCGAAGUACCCGUCGGGGCGUACCUCCAUCGUACAAGUCACCCCGACACGCUUGUCUGGGGGGCCCUCUCCAGACUCUCCGCCCUCUCCACGCUCUCGUCCUGCGCGCCCGCCCUCGCGCGACUCGUGCGUACCCGCCGAAUGCACUCGUCGCCCUCCGUCGUCUCCCGCUCUCCCGGCGCAUCGCGUUCGCGCUCCUCCGGCCGACGUGCUCCCGCCUGCCGACUCGCUUCCCCCGUCGCGCCAAGGCGAUACGCUCGCGCCCGCUGAGCGCAUCCCCCGCCGGCCGGUCUCCCCGUCUUCGUCCAACGCGCAUCUGCGCUCGCGCCGCCCGGUCGCCGUCCCAUCCCCGUCUAACAGCCUGGCGCCUUUGUCCCGCAAGCACGACGGCUCGCCUACGCAUCAAGCCGACCCCGAGGGUGUGCGAUACCGUGCCCCUCCCGGUUACUCGGCCGCCUCAGGAGACGGGGAACCGCACGCCCGCGCCCUCUCGCCGCGCUCGCAAGCGCGAGCUGUCAUACGCGCACACCUCGAGCGCGAAACUCUCGCCGCUGUGCAAGCCGCGAGUGCACGCGACUCAGGGUACUCGACGGAGCACGCACCUGCCAUGCAAGCUGCUUCGACUCGCUCGUCUGGGGGGCCCGCACGCGCAUCCGCAACAGGGAGGGACGGCAGACCGACGGGUGAGCGGGAGGGGAGCACCGCUAUGGGUAUGUCCGUCCAUCGGCCUUCGCGACUCCUCUCUCCGCCUCCUCCCCGCGCACAUCCCGCGCACCGCCCUCCCUCGCACGACUCGUGCGGGCACGUCGAACGCACCCGCCACCCUCCGCCGUCGCCCGCUCCUCCGGCGCAUCGCGCGCGCACCCCGCCUGCCAACGCGAUUCAGCCGGGGCGCAGUCCUCGCGCUGGCAUGCCUUCGCCUUCGUCUGGCGUACCCGCACCUGUGCCGCGCAAACGCGAUGGUCCACCAAUGUGUCAAAACCCGCACCCGAAUGCAGACGGCACGCUCGGCAGGCACGCCCCUCCCUCCGUCGUGUCCUCCGAAGCUCGCGCCUCCCCCGACUCUGCGCGCCUGGCUACCGCCUUUCGCCCCAGUCUCUCGACUGCACGCAAGACGUCAAGCUCGGAUGACUUACGGGAUGGCUGCCGGGUUGUGCGAGAUCCCCGCUCGCCCGGUAGCCUCCCCUCGUCUGCCUCAUCUUGCAGACUGGUGCCGGUGUCUACGCCAUGCUUUCGCCAUCUGCCCGACACACUCGUGCCCAUCCCUCCAUCCCGCGAGGAGGAGCCAGACUUAGCUGGGUUAGAUGUGGAACUCGUGCGCAGGGUUCGGCAGGUCCGCGCGCGUUCGCGCCUCGUCACGGAGGACUCUCCCGAGUCAGCGGCCAUUGCAGACGAGGAAGCUGCCCUACGGCGCGAAAUCUGGCAGGCUCGAGCCCGUGCGCGCCUCGCUCCACACCUCAUCUGA
Molecule: messenger RNA, 3294 nt
Organism: Rhodofomes roseus
Lineage: Eukaryota; Fungi; Basidiomycota; Agaricomycetes; Polyporales; Fomitopsidaceae
Exons: 1
Coding region: 1-3294 (1097 amino acids)
Source: RefSeq, a predicted model, not a curated record